CCUUGGGAGUGGGACUUUAUUGAAAGACAAGCCAAGAACCACUGGACCACCUGAGCCCCAUAGGAUGGAACCUGCUAUUAACAUCUAAACAGAUACUCCUGUCCAAACUAAGGGGCGAAGGGCUUGGAAAGUAGAAAAUGCUAGGUCUGAGCAAAGCGAGAGGAGAGAACAAGGCCAGCAACACACAGAGCUCUGUGUAUUCAGAGGGAAGUUGGCAGGGUUGUGCUCGGGCAGAGAAACUCCGAGUGGUACAAAGGGACGUGCCCGGAGUGGAGAAAUCAUGCUAAUUGUCUGCACCAGAGCUGGAGAACGCCACCCAAAAUGAAGAGAGAAAGGGGAGCCCUGUCAAGAGCCUCCAGGGCUCUGCGCCUCUCUCCUUUUGUCUACCUGCUUCUCAUCCAGCCAGCGACCUGCAGCUGGCGGAUGAGGGAACCUAUGAAGUGGAGAUUUCCAUCACUGACGACACCUUCACCGGGGAGAAGACCAUCAACCUCACCGUGGAUGUGCCCAUUUCAAGGCCGCAGGUAUUAGUGGCUUCAACCACUGUGCUGGAGCUCAGUGAGGCCUUCACCCUCAACUGCUCCCAUGAGAAUGGCACCAAGCCUAGCUACACGUGGCUGAAGGAUGGCAAACCCCUCCUCAAUGACUCCCGAAUGCUCCUGUCCCCUGACCAAAAGGUGCUCACCAUCACCCGAGUACUCAUGGAAGAUGACGACCUGUACAGCUGUGUGGUGGAGAACCCCAUCAGCCAGGUCCGCAGCCUGCCUGUCAAGAUCACUGUGUAUAGAAGAAGCUCCCUCUAUAUCAUCUUGUCUACAGGAGGCAUCUUCCUCCUUGUGACCCUGGUGACAGUUUGUGCCUGCUGGAAACCCUCAAAAAAGUCUAGGAAGAAGAGGAAGUUGGAGAAGCAAAACUCCUUGGAAUACAUGGAUCAGAAUGAUGACCGCCUAAAAUCAGAAGCAGAUACCCUACCCCGAAGUGGAGAACAGGAGCGGAAGAACCCAAUGGCACUCUAUAUCCUGAAGGAUAAGGAUUCCUCAGAGCCAGAUGAAAACCCUGCUACAGAGCCACGGAGCACCACAGAACCCGGUCCCCCUGGCUACUCCGUGUCGCCGCCCGUGCCCGGCCGCUCUCCGGGGCUUCCCAUCCGCUCAGCCCGCCGCUACCCGCGCUCCCCAGCACGUUCCCCUGCCACUGGCCGGACGCACACGUCGCCACCGCGGGCCCCGAGCUCGCCAGGCCGCUCGCGCAGCUCUUCGCGCUCACUGCGGACUGCAGGCGUGCAGAGAAUCCGGGAGCAGGACGAGUCAGGGCAGGUGGAGAUCAGUGCCUGAGCCUCCUCGAGAGCCCUCUGCGGUUGCCCACGGUCUGCUGUCCGCGGCUGGGGGGGGAGGCUGAGAAGUCCUGAUGCCUCUGGCCAGGAGUGAAAGGAGAUCGUGGCCUGAUCCCCGUUUAGGGUGCACACGCGUGUGAGUUUGCACAAAUGGCUGAUCUUGGUGUUAAACCCGGUUGCAUGUGCGCUGGGUUUACUGGCUGUGUUCUCUGGCUGUGUUCUCAGUGGGUAUGAGCUGUGCCCUCUUAGGACUACAUAGAUUAUUAAAUUUCUGGCCCAAUCCCCUAAAGGAUUUUAUGGAAACUAACAGUAAUUUUACCCAGUGAGACGAUCCUAUGCGCCCCCUGGCAGUGUUUAUACUUCCCAUCCACCUCCCAAUCCCACAUGCCUCUAACCCCUAAAGUCUGUGGUAGCCCCCCCCCCAGCCCAAUUUAGAGGCCACUUACCCCCGAACACACAUUGUCCUAAAACUAAAGACAAGUCUGAUGCUGGUUCCUGGGUACACAGGGCCUGUUCUGAUUACAAAGAUGUCGUCUUAAGGACCUUUUCUGGACAUCUGCUUCCCCAUCUUUCCAGGUGAUAAGAGUGAACCCCAGGUGCAUUCCUAAGACCCUGGGAACUUGGGGCUAGGCCAGGACAAGCUAUCAGGCCUCCAGUGGCCUCCCCAAAAGUGUGUCAUACUGGUCUUCCUUCCAGUUUGCGUUCAUGAGAAUGUGGGUAGGCUUGUUCCUAUAGAGACUGGUGUGGCCACUCACCGACGACCCAGCAAACUGCCCCUGACAAGGACCUGGUUUUAACCAUUCAUGCUCUUCUUCCUGACUGUUAUUUUACAAAACAAGCUUUCAAUCAUCCCCAGGAAGGCUGAGAAGCUUCCUUGAGCUGUAAGAAAAAAAUAAGAUUCCACUCUCCAGAGAAACGUGGAAAGAGAAAGAAGCUUAACAUGCCCCAACAUGUCAAAGCAAGAUGGCCAACCCCCUCGCCUCCUGCUUUCCACCUGCCGUGGUCCUAGAUGCUCAGAACCCAGGACAGUGGACAGAGCUGUAAAAACAGCACAUGAAUAGAUGAAAGACAAGAAGACCCGGGGCGGGGGGUGGGGGUGGGUGGGUUCUGUCCUCUCUCCCCUAAUGUCCCCAGGGACCCUUGAAUCUCUUGUCCCUCCUCGACUCGUACAACUUCAUCUUUUCUUCUGCAUCAUCUCAUGAACAACUUCCAAGACCCCAUAUCCAUCACCUCCACACCAGAACACACUUCACCCCGGCCCUGCAGGCACCAAGAUUUCUGGUUUGCCUGUGUCCCCUCACCCCACCAGCAUGACUCUCAGUCCCCCCAUCCUGAUGGCCUUCUACCUGCUCACGUGGCAGGUGUGUCUGCAGCUCUCCUUACUUAGCCAGAACCCACAAUCCACUAACCUCCCCAGGUGCCUCAUCCACCAUAAAAUAGUACUUGUAGGCGAUAGUGCAGGCAGGUUAGGAGAAGCAAGACUUGGAAGACUACCUGUUGCUCAGCCUUGAGAUACAGGGGUGAGGGGUAGGGUGAGAUGAGAGCAUGCCACACCCUGGUGCUGAAUCCCGGCCGGGCUGGCUUCUCAGACUCAAGCCAAAUUUGCCUUAAAUUUGGAUUAAGUAAAGAAGUGGGGUUUUUUUGUUUUUUGUUUUUUUAAUUUUGUUUUGCUUUGUUUUGAUCUUCAUCUUUGUAUUCACUUAGCAUCUAGCAGAGUGCAUAGCACAACCUGGAUGCUCAAUAAACUUUUGAUGAAACGAAA
Molecule: messenger RNA, 3095 nt
Organism: Mus musculus (house mouse)
Lineage: Eukaryota; Metazoa; Chordata; Mammalia; Rodentia; Muridae
Gene: Hepacam
Product: hepatocyte cell adhesion molecule
Exons: 7
Coding region: 654-1334 (226 amino acids)
Biological process (GO): protein localization to cell-cell junction
Cellular component (GO): cell-cell junction; cytoplasm; astrocyte end-foot
Source: RefSeq, a predicted model, not a curated record